GUGCGCCACCUCGCUCUGCGCGCACCGUCCGAUUACUCCGCCAUUUUUUUGCGCGUUUCGAUUCGUGGUUCUUAUUUGUGGAAAAAAUAUGUGAAAUGCUUCUGCGGCAAUCAGCGUACUGGCAAAAUUGAUAGCUCAGGAACAACAGGACACACUAAACGACCAGGAGCAGCUCCGGAUUUCGUUGCCUGCGAGGGAAGCGAUAAGCGUGCCGAAUGCAGACGCAUCUGUUACGCAGCAGAUUCCAAUUUUUGCACCACACAAAAACAUAAUUGGGAUUGAAGAUUGGAGAUUUUGGAGUGAGCCAGUAGCAGGAGCCCACAGCCGGCAGCCAUGAGUUUUUCCAGCGACGAGGUGAACUUCCUGGUUUACCGAUACCUGCAGGAGUCGGGUUUUCUGCACUCAGCCUACGUUUUUGGCAUCGAGUCGCACAUAUCGCAGAGCAACAUCAAUGGCGCCUUGGUUCCUCCGGCCGCACUGCUGACCAUCCUGCAAAAGGGUCUCCUCUACACCGAAGUAGAGUGGAGCGUGGGCGAGGACGGCGAGGUGGCACGCCCCAUAGAGGGACUCUCGCUGAUAGACGCCGUCAUGCCAGAGGUAAAGCCCCCCAAGCCCAUUGUGAAAACAGAGCCGGGAAAAUCCGGGACAGUGGACUCCUCCGCCCCCGCAGGAGGCAACCAGAACAGCAACGCCAAGCCAGAGAUCAAAAUCGAACCGGGCACAGGAGCAGCGGGCGCUGGAGCCGGAAACAAGACCGCCGGCAGCACCACGGGCACCAGCACGCCAACAGAUCAAUCGGCCAGCGAAGUGGACUCCAGCGGAAACGCAACAAAUAACACGGGAGCCACCUACACCGGCAACAAUGGAGCUGGAAGCAAUCAAGCAAGCACCGCUGGAACCAAUAGCACAAGUACCCCAACUUCAGGAGAUGCAACAGCACCAGGGGCAGGUCAAAAGAAAUCACAGAGCUCGAAUGAGGCAGGCAGUUCAUCUGGCGGCAAUGCGGUUAACGCAAAUGCCACCAGCACCGACGAUGCAGCCUCCUCCACUUCCACAAAUGGCAAUAGCAGCACCUCAAGCAGCGUGGAGCAACCCUCAAGCGGGGUUGCGCCCGCCGGCGGCACUGUGUCCACCUCCAAUCCUGACGCGGCAGCAGCUGGAGGAGCCUCCACGACAGCAGGAGCCAAGGCGCCCAGCGGAGCGGUAACGAUUCGAGUGGGAGCCCAAGGAAACAAUGUUCAGACGGGUGCGUCGGCGGCCCAGAACUCAGCGCCUAGUGGAACCAUCUCCUCGUCCACCGGUGGAGGCGCCGGAACUCCUGCAGCUCUUGUUCCUAUGGAUAUUGACGAGAGCAUCGAAAUACCCGAGUCCAAGGCUCGUGUGCUGCGCGGACACGAAAGCGAGGUGUUCAUAUGCGCCUGGAAUCCGAGUAGAGAUCUACUGGCUAGCGGUUCUGGGGACAGCACUGCCAGAAUCUGGGACAUGUCUGAUGCGAACACCAACUCUAACCAGCUGGUGCUGCGCCACUGCAUCCAGAAAGGCGGCGCCGAGGUUCCCAGCAACAAGGACGUCACCUCUCUGGACUGGAAUUGCGAUGGGUCCCUGUUGGCCACCGGCAGUUACGACGGCUAUGCCCGGAUUUGGAAGACGGACGGACGACUGGCCUCCACUUUGGGCCAACACAAGGGUCCGAUCUUCGCGCUAAAGUGGAACAAAUGCGGCAACUACAUACUCUCGGCAGGAGUGGAUAAGACAACGAUCAUCUGGGACGCAUCCACGGGCCAAUGCACCCAGCAAUUUGCUUUCCAUAGUGCUCCAGCCUUGGAUGUGGACUGGCAGACAAAUCAGGCCUUCGCAUCGUGCAGUACGGAUCAGCGAAUUCAUGUGUGCCGGCUUGGAGUAAAUGAACCCAUCAAGACUUUCAAGGGACACACAAACGAGGUGAAUGCGAUCAAGUGGUGUCCGCAGGGACAGCUGCUGGCCUCCUGCUCCGAUGACAUGACUCUGAAGAUCUGGAGCAUGAACCGCGAUCGCUGCUGCCACGAUCUUCAGGCGCACUCUAAGGAGAUAUACACGAUAAAGUGGUCUCCGACGGGGCCGGGAACCAAUAAUCCCAACACUAACCUGAUCCUCGCCUCAGCCUCGUUCGAUUCCACGGUGAGACUGUGGGAUGUGGAAAGGGGCAGCUGCAUCCACACGUUGACAAAGCACACGGAGCCGGUCUACUCGGUGGCCUUUAGUCCGGAUGGCAAGCAUUUGGCUUCCGGCAGCUUCGACAAGUGCGUUCACAUUUGGAGCACGCAAACUGGACAGCUGGUGCACAGCUACAAGGGCACUGGCGGCAUCUUCGAGGUCUGUUGGAACUCUAAAGGAACUAAGGUCGGCGCCAGCGCCUCCGAUGGCAGCGUUUUUGUCCUGGAUUUGCGGAAGUUCUGAUCUCCCGAAGAGCCGCUGCUGGAUUUCGUCUAUUAAGCAAACGCUUAUAUUCGACAGGUGCCCAUUUUCAACCCUUAAUUUGGUGGACAUUGAAUCGAUAAAAUUUCACUUGCCUUAGAACAUGAUUUAAUUUGGAUUUACAUUCACAAAUUACAUUUUCAUGGAGAGUUAAAUAUUAUUGUUUCAAAUUUUCCCAACAUUAACCUGUUUGAAGCUGGAAUCCGGGCUGUAUGUAACUCCUUUCUUAGCUAUCCCGCCCUGCAAUCUGUAUUUGUAAUUGCUUUAAGUUCUAAUUAGCUCUUUAAGGUUAAACUCUUGAGAUCCUUCUGCUUUUGUCCACGUCUUUUUUGUACGCUUAGUCCUGAGUCACACAAAACGAGAUGCGCCUCAGAUUUAAUGGGCUCCAACUUGGUUGUUGUUCCCUUCUAAUCAGCGGGAUGCGACUCGGUUCUUUUUAAACUUAGUUUUAAGCUCUAUGUUUCUAAGGUCGUCCUUUUUUAUACAGAAAUCGUUUAGUAUAACUUUAUGCAUUUUGUAAUUGUGUCGAUCGAAGAUGCCAGCCACAACGCCCCUCCCAAAUCCUUAAACCAACCCAUCAUUUUACUUUUAAGAUGAUUGGAUAUCAAACGAGAUCAGAUCGGACCGAUUCACGCAUACAUUCAGAACAGUGUAACUGCAGCCCCACGUAGUCUGUAAACGAACAUAAUCCUAAGAACCCAAGAUUGGCGAAAACACAAAAACAUCUGCAAAAUCCAUUAAAGAUUAAAAUUAAA
Drosophila rhopaloa is the source of this 3209-nucleotide messenger RNA. RefSeq names its product F-box-like/WD repeat-containing protein ebi (gene ebi). Gene Ontology annotation, cellular component: histone deacetylase complex. Lineage: Eukaryota; Metazoa; Arthropoda; Insecta; Diptera; Drosophilidae. Gene Ontology annotation, molecular function: transcription corepressor activity; protein binding. The coding region runs from base 334 to 2436 and encodes 700 amino acids. Gene Ontology annotation, biological process: regulation of transcription by RNA polymerase II. The transcript is spliced from 3 exons. The record is from RefSeq and is a predicted model, not a curated record.